AGCCGUGGCGCACUUCCGACCAAGGUGCUCUCUUCGCUUCCUGAAUUUAAGGAUCCGCCUAGAUCAGGUCGUUACGGAUUGGAGCGCCCUCCGCCCCAGACAGAGAGGAGCCGGCCGGCGGCUGGUCCCCGGUCUGGCUCUUUCCCGAGUGCCUGGCAAUGCCCUGGGAAUGCGUGAGGCUCCUGGCCAGGCUGCGGGGGGCUGACGGUGCUUCAGAGCUGGCGUUUGGCUCGUCCUCUAGGGGACCCGGGAGUUUGGGCGAUGGCAGCGGUGCUCCCUAUGGCCGGUUCCCAGGUAUUGGUGACAUUUGAAGAUGUGGCUGUAUACUUCACUAGGGAGGAAGUAAAGAAGCUAGAUCCCAUUCAGAAAGCCCUUUACAGGGAUGUGAUGUUGGAAAAUUAUGGGAAUAUGUUCUCCCUGGGAAUUCCAUUAUCCAAACCUGAUGUGAUCUGUCAGCUGGAGCAAGGGGAGGAGCCCUGGGGCCUGGAUCUAGAGAGAAUUGAGAGAAGAGGUAUAUCAGAAGCCUCUCACACAGAUUCCAAGGAAGGUCUUAAUAAUGGACAAGUGACGGCAAAGCAGAAAGUUUCUGAAGAAGUAGAAACACUGUGGGCAAUAUUUAGACAACCAAAGGAUGACUCCCAAGUUCUCACAUUUGCAGAAACCUGUAAACAUGAGCACAAAUUAGGAAGGCAGAAAGAAAACUCUGAGAAACAAACUCUGAGGAAAUCUCACCCCCAGGAGAGAUGUUUUGGGCAAGUGAUUCUCACUCACAAGAAAAUCCAAAUUGGAGAACAAGCCCAGGAGUGCAAUAAAUGGAAAAGAAAUUUCAAUUUGAACACAGAGCUUCUAACACAUCAGAAAGAUCUUAUAGGAAAGAAACCCCACAAAUGUGAUAUAUGUGUGAAGAGCUUCAAAUAUAAUUCAUUCCUAGUAAGACACUACCUAAUUCAUGAUGGAACAAAACAUUGUAGAUGUGAUCAGUGUGGAAAAACCUUCAGUCAAACUUCACAACUCAACCAACACCUAAAAAUGCAUAUUAGAGAAGAUCUGUAUGAAUGUAAUGAAUGUGGAAAAGCCUUUAGCCAGAGUUCAAACCUAAUUCAGCAUCAGAGAAUUCAUACUGGAGAGAAACCUUAUAAAUGUAACAAAUGUGGGAAUGCCUUCAGCCAGAAUUCAAAUCUUAUUCGACAUCAAAGAAGUCAUACUGGACAAAAGCCAUUUGCAUGUAACGAAUGUGGGAAAGCCUUUAGCCAGAGUUCAGACCUUAUUCAGCACCAGAGAAUUCACACUGGAGAAAGACCAUAUGUAUGUAAUAAAUGUGGAAAAGCCUUUAGUUCAAUUUCAACUAUUACUAAGCAUAUGAGAAUUCAUACAGGAGAAAAACCUUAUGAAUGCAAUGAAUGUGGAAAAGCUUUUAGUCAGAGCUCACAACUUUCCCAACACAGGAGAGUUCAUACUGGAGAGGGUCCCUACCAGUGUAAUGAAUGUGGAAAAGUCUUCAAUCAUAAAUCACACUUCAGUGAACAUCAAAGAAUUCAUACUGGAGAGAGACCCUAUGAGUGUAAAGAGUGUGGGAAGUCUUUUAAUCAUAAAUCAUCCAUUAUUGAGCACCAGAGGAUUCAUACUGGAGAAAAACCUUAUGAAUGUAAUGAAUGUGGAAAAGCCUUUAGCCAUAGCUCAAACCUUAUUCGACAUGAGAGAAUUCAUACUGGACAGAAACCAUAUGAAUGUAAUGAUUGUGGAAAAGCCUUCAGCCAGAGCUCUGACCUUAUUCAGCAUCAGAGAAUUCAUACUGGAGAGAGACCAUACACAUGUAAUAAAUGUGGGAAAACUUUUCGUUGGAUUGCAACCAUUACUAAACAUAUGAGCAUCCAUUCCGUAGAGGAUUCCUAUGAGUAUAAUAAAUGUGGGAAAACCUUUAGUUACAGGUCACAGGUUCAUGAACAUAAGAGAAUUCAUGCUGGGGUGGGGGGAGUAUGAAUGUAAUAAAAGCAUCAAAUAGAGCUUAGAUUUUAAUCAGCCAGCAACACAGAAUUCAUACUAGACAAAGUUCGUUUAGAGUUCAAAUAGCAGUUGAAUGUUUACACUGGAUCCUGGGCAUGUAGUGAUUAUGUAGAAAGCUUCAGCCAAACAAGUAGCUUUGGAUCCCAACUCCUGGAAAUUCUCCCUUUUUAUUCUAGCCUUCACUGUUUGCUCUUCCUUCUCAGAACUCUUGUAGUUAAUAUUGUCUGUUUUGACCAUUUGAGCACUGAAUCAUAGAAUGAUCUACUUCUGAAAGGAUUGUGUUCCAAAAAGUUCAUUUGUACACCUGUUAUUUGGAAUGCAUUUUCUCAUAGAAACAGUGUUAUAAUGAUGUUUCCCAGGCCAUGCCAUGAAACUCUACUUUUAACUUAUAGUGUAGCAGAACUGUAGUCUUUGCUAUUGCUAGGUCUGAGCUCUUGGUCCUGGAGCAAGGGCUGUAUAUUAGAAAAGAGAGAAAGAAGAAUAUCCUUCCCUUUUACUAAAGUACAAGGACAGGCCUUAGCAAAAUUUGGCAACAAAUAGGCUACCUUUGGCCAUUUUCCACUUCUUUUUCUGUGACCUGUAAAAGCAUGACUUUUCCCCAGUUUUUCCUCUUUUCCUUCUUCUCUUUUCCUUGUUCUUUUCUUCUGCAUCCAUUCCCAGAACUGAGCCACAGUGUCUAAUGGAAUGAAUAAUUUGCCAGAGGACACCUUCAGAGGUAGAAAAAUUUCCUUAAAUGCAUAGAGAUCUCUGAACAAUCUCCCUUCUCACAGAUGGAGUAGAUAACUGUGCUCUUUCCCUGCUACCUUGUAUCUUCUAUAAGUCUAAGAAUAGUAACCAGGAGAAAAGCUAAAGGAAGUAGGAGAAUACUUCCUUUGUCAAGCCCCUCAGACAGUCAAGAGGGUUUAAUGAGAAAACAUUACUGCGCUUAUCUAACACAAAACAUCUGUUUGGGGUUUUAUUUUGUUCUUUGCUUUAAUUGCACAGUAAAAGUUACAUAACACAGUUUCAGCUGAAUUAAGGAAAGCAGCAUUAGGGAAUGUCCUGGCCAAAAAGAGAAGACAUUAGUUAGCAUUUGUGAUGUGUCAUGAUCACAAAUAAUUGCAAUAUGAGUUUUUUUUAAAGAAAUGCAAAAUAGAAAAUUGUGUGUAAUGUUUAGAACAAGGUAAAUGGAUUUUAAAUGUAUUAUUCAAGACCUGAAUUUUAAAGUGAACCAUGAUUGCCAUUUUAAGAUGACAUGAUAAGAUUGAAGUGAAAAUGAUACAGAAAUUUAUUUGCCUGAAAGACCAAUGACAGAGAUCCAAGACUCAUCUGUAUGUAUAUGUUCUUAGUGCAUUUUUCUCAAAUAUGCACUGAAACUGACAAUGAACAUGUAGAACAACUGCUUUCUUAAGUUAUGUACUAGAAUAACGUGUUCUAAAUAUCAUUAAAAAUAAAUAUCCAUAGGGGCAGCU
This is a messenger RNA of Dromiciops gliroides (monito del monte), 3455 nucleotides long. It is a transcript of the gene ZNF623, whose product is annotated as zinc finger protein 623. The record is from RefSeq and is a predicted model, not a curated record. The coding region runs from base 262 to 1980 and encodes 572 amino acids. The transcript has 4 exons. Lineage: Eukaryota; Metazoa; Chordata; Mammalia; Microbiotheria; Microbiotheriidae. Gene Ontology annotation, molecular function: DNA-binding transcription repressor activity, RNA polymerase II-specific. Gene Ontology annotation, biological process: negative regulation of transcription by RNA polymerase II.